CUGCAGAGAGGAAGGAAGCAGGAGAGAGCAUGAGCUAUCUGCUGGCAACUCCCCUCUGCCUGCUGACCCUGCUGCUGCCACCCCUCAGUCUGGCAGCCCCCAUCUCCCCAGCUGAGCCCAUCAGCCAAGCCUACAGCCUGGCCCUCUACAUGCAGAAGAAUACCUCAACGCUGCUGCAGAUUUACCUCCAGUACCAGGGCAGCCCCUUUAGUGACCCUGGCUUCUCAGCCCCUGAGCUGCAGCUGCUCAGCCUGCCUCCUGCCGCCAUCUCUUUCAAGACCUGGCAUGCCCUGGAUGAUCGGGAGCGGCUAGGCCGUGCCCAGGGGGCCUUCCUCGCCUUGACUCAGCACCUCCAGCUCGUGGGAGAUGACCAGAGUGACCUGAAUCCUGGCAGUCCCAUCCUGCUGGCCCAGCUUGGGGCUGCACGACUCAGGGCCCAAGGCCUGCUGGGUAACAUGGCUGCCAUCAUGACUGCCCUGGGGCUGCCUAUCCCCCCCGAAGAGGACACUCUUGGGCUUGUCCCUUUUGGGGCCUCAGCCUUUGAGAGGAAAUGUCGAGGCUACGUAGUGACCCGGGAAUAUGGCCACUGGACAGACCGCGUUGUGAGGGACUUGGCUCUGCUCAAGGCCAAAUACCCAGCAUAGAGAGGUAGGACUUUCUGUCAGAGGCUGCAACACUUCCUCUUUCAUAGCACUCUUUUCUGCCUUGCUUCUG
Molecule: messenger RNA, 714 nt
Organism: Galeopterus variegatus (Sunda flying lemur)
Lineage: Eukaryota; Metazoa; Chordata; Mammalia; Dermoptera; Cynocephalidae
Product: cardiotrophin-2
Exons: 4
Coding region: 30-644 (204 amino acids)
Source: RefSeq, a predicted model, not a curated record